Condylura cristata (star-nosed mole) is the source of this 5064-nucleotide messenger RNA. RefSeq names its product sperm specific antigen 2 (gene ITPRID2). The record is from RefSeq and is a predicted model, not a curated record. NCBI's taxonomy places the organism in Eukaryota, Metazoa, Chordata, Mammalia, Eulipotyphla, Talpidae. Bases 223 to 3927 code for a protein of 1234 amino acids. Gene Ontology annotation, molecular function: signaling receptor binding. The transcript has 17 exons.
CCCGCCGGCUUCAUGUGAAGCGCGGGCCCUCCGCCCCCUCCCUCCCCUUCCUUCCCUCCCUCCCUCCCGUCCCCUCCUCCUCCUCCUCCUCUCGCGCCCGCGCCCGCUCCAGCUCUCCGGGGCCCCCAGCCCGGCCGGGCGCUGACAUCACGGGCGGGGGUCCCCGCUGCCGCCGCCUCUCGUGCAGGCUCCGGCUGGGGCUGCGGAGCCCCCGGUGCGAUCAUGGACCGGCCCCUGACGGCGUCCGCGGAGGCGGAGGAGGAACUGGAGUGGCAAGUGGCGAGUCGCCGGAGGAAGGCCUGGGCCAAGUGCCGCGGCUCCUGGCAGGCGUCGGAGACUGAGGACCUGUCCACAGAAGCGACGACGCAGGACGAGGACGACGACGACGACGACGAGGACCACCUCCCCGGAGCGAAGCUGCCAGCCACUGCGGGGAGAGGAAACGUGCCCAACGAGAAGAUCGCGAUAUGGCUCAAGGACUGCCGUACCCCUUUGGGAGCCUCGCUGGAUGAACAAAGCAGUAGUACACUCAAGGGUGUGCUUGUGAAAAAUGGAGGAAGUUUUGAAGAUGAUUUGUCAUUGGGAGCUGAAGCCAACCACCUCCAUGAAACUGAUGCUAGAAUUGAAAACUGCAAUAACAUUUUGGCCAAAGAGAGAAGACUACAGUUUCAUCAGAAAGGGAGAAGUAUGAAUUCCACUGGAUCUGGGAAAAGUAGUGCGACAGUCUCAAGUGUUUCAGAAUUGUUGGAACUUUAUGAGGAAGAUCCUGAAGAAAUUCUUUAUAACCUUGGAUUUGGACGUGAUGAACCAGAUAUUGCUUCUAAAAUUCCUUCCAGAUUUUUUAAUUCAUCAUCAUUUGCCAGAGGGAUAGACAUUAAAGUAUUUUUAAGUGCUCAGAUGCAACGGAUGGAAGUAGAAAAUCCAAAUUAUGCUUUGACAAGUCGUUUUCGUCAAAUUGAAGUGCUUACUACUGUUGCCAAUGCAUUUUCUUCUUUAUAUUCCCAAGUCUCUGGGACUCCCCUGCAGAGAAUUGGAAGUAUGUCCUCAGUGACCUCUACUAAGGAGACAGACUCCCCUCCACCUUUAACCCGAAGUAACACUGCAAAUCGUUUAAUGAAAACACUAUCAAAACUAAAUUUAUGUGUUGAUAAAACAGAAAAAGGAGAAGGUAAUAGUCCUGCUCCAGCAGUUGAAAAAGGAAAAGUUCUAAAUGUUUCAGUGAUUGAAGAAAGUGGAAAUAAAAAUGAUCCAAAGACUCAAAAAGUUGUAAAGAAAAAAGACUCGUCUUCUAUGUUGGCUACAGUAAAAGAAGAAGUAUCAGGUAGUUCAGCAUCUGUAAUGGAGAAUGCUGGUAUUAAUAUGCUUUCUCAUGAAGCAAAUAGUAAUUUUAAUCAAGAUACUGAAAAUGAACAAGUCAAAGAAACUCAAAGUGAUGAGAAUAAACUGGAUGAGGAAUCUGUUACUCUGGAACCUGAUGCAGGUGGGUUCCACAUGUCCAGCCAUAGUGAGCUGGAAGAUAGCAGUGAGCUGAAAAAUGUCCUUGUGUCCACACCUGAAAAAGAACCAUAUGCACCACUGACAAUCCCAUCCAUAAGAAAUAUAAUGGCACAGCAGAAGGACUCCUUUGAAAUGGAAGAGGUUCAGAGCACAGAGGGAGAAGCUCCCCAUGUUCCAGCCACAUAUCAGCUAGGUCUUACCAAAUCAAAAAGAGAUCAUCUGUUACGUACUGCAAGUCAGCAUUCUGAUAGCAGUGGUUUUGCUGAAGAUUCAACAGACUGUUUUUCCCUUAAUCAUCUUCAGGUUCAUGAGCCCCUGCAGACCAUGGGGAGUAGUGCUGAUAGCUGUGACAGUGAGACAACCGUCACAUCAUUUGGUGAAGACCUUAUCACACCGACAGCACAAGACCAGCCUUAUUUCAAUGAGUCAGAAGAGGAGUCUCCUACCCCUCUUCAGAAAGGAGGAGAGAAAGCAGCAGCAGUUGGUCAUCAACAGAGACAGUCAUCUAACCAGGAUUUCCCCCUUGAGACUGUUGAGAAUACAGGAACUAAACAGUCCACCACUAGUAUUGGGGAUCAUGUUACUGAAAUUACUGAGGCAAAGGAAGAUUUGUCCCCAGCACAGCCAGUAGAAAUGCUGAGGGAAGCAAGUGCUGAAAGUGAUGUGGAUAUCAGCAGUGAAUGUGAAUUUGCACAGUAUACCACACACCAUAUUCUUAAAUCAUUGGCUUCUAUUGAAUGCAGUGAGAUAGGCUCUGAAAGUACAACUGGGCCUCCCUCUUCUGUGGACAGAGUUAAUACAGCUUUGCAAAGAGCCCAAAUGAAGGUUUGCAGUCUGUCUAAUCAAAGAGUAGGGCGUAGCCUGAUAAAAUCAAAAGAUCUGCUAAAGCAGAGGUACCUACUUGCAAAAGCUGGCUAUCCUCUAAGGCGGUCUCAGUCUUUACCAACCACCUUAUUGAGCCCAGUAAGGGUUGUGUCCUCUGUCAAUGUUCGCUUAUCCCCAGGAAAGGAGACCAGAUGCAGUCCUCCUUCCUUCACUUAUAAGUACACGCCCGAAGAGGAACAGGAAUUAGAAAAAGAGGUGACUGAGCAUGAUGGUCAAUCUUUAGUUAAAUCUACUAUUUUCAUCUCCCCAUCAUCUGUGAAGAAAGAAGAAACCUCUCAGAAUGAGGUGAACCAGUGGGAAGAAUGCCAUCAUCGAAGGACUCCGACCUGUUCGCUGUAUGCUCGGGCACCUAUAUCACAGUCCACCUGCUCCCUUCACUCUGUCCACUCUGAGUGGCAGGAAAGGCCCCUGUGUGAACACAUGAGGACUCUGAGCACUCACAGUGUUCCCAAUAUAUCUGGUGCCACCUGCAGUGCCUUCUCCUCCCCUUUUGGGUGUCCUUACUCACAUAGACAUGCUGCCUACCCAUACCGAGUGUGCUCUGUGAACCCUCCUUCUGCCAUUGAAAUGCAGUUGCGAAGAGUAUUGCAUGAUAUUAGAAACUCACUGCAGAAUCUUUCACAGUACCCUAUAAUGAGAGGACCUGACCUUGCUGCUGCUCCAUAUAGCACUCAGAAAUCAUCUGUUCUACCUCUUUAUGAAAAUACUUUUCAGGAGCUCCAAGUGAUGAGGCGGAGCUUAAAUUUAUUUAGAACACAAAUGAUGGAUCUAGAAUUGGCAAUGCUACGCCAGCAAACCAUGGUUUAUCAUCAUAUGACUGAGGAAGAAAGGUGUGAAGUUGAUCAGCUCCAGAGUUUGAGAAAUUCAGUUCGAAUGGAACUCCAGGAACUGGAACUGCAGCUGGAGGAGCGUCUACUGUGCCUGGAGGAGCAGCUGCGUGGGCGCACGCCUUCUCCCUACCACGCCUCAGCACUUGUGGUUACUGAACUGAUGCAGGAACAAUCAUAUCUGAAGUCUGAAUUGGGCCUGGGACUUGGAGAAAUGGGGUUUGAAAUUCCUCCAGGAGAAAGUUCAGAAUCUGUUUUCUCCCAGGCAACAUCAGAGUCCUCUUCUGUAUGUUCUAGUCCCUCUCAUGCUAAUAGAAGAACUGGAGUACCUUCUAAUGACUCAGCAGGCAAACCCAAAGCCCAUCUGGUAUCAAGGAAGAAAGUAUUCCGAGCAUCAGUGGCCCUCACACCAACUGCUCCUUCUAGAACAGGCUCUGUGCAGACACCUCCAGAUGUGGAAAGUUCUGAGGAAGUGGGUGCAGAAGAAGUCUCAGAGACUGUAGGACCUAAAUGUGAAGUGGAAGAAGAACAUGAAAAAAUCCCAUUAAUGCCAGCUGCUGAGGAAAUGCAUAAAAAUAUGGAGCAAGAUGAACUGCAGCAAGUCAUACGAGAGAUUAAAGAGUCUAUUGUUGGGGAAAUCAGACGAGAAAUUGUAAGUGGACUUUUGGCAGCAGUAUCUUCAAGUAAAGUAUCUAAUUCUAAACAAGAUGAUCAUUAAAUGGAAUUCAUAGAUUGGGAUGGAUCCUACAAGCCAUAGGAUAUGAAGUUAUCAAUGAUAUACACUGGUGGAGGUAUUUGUGCUUCUGAAGAUACUUGCUGCUGAGCUGGGCUACUGUAUACAGUGUAUAAUGUUUAUUUCUUCUACAUAUACCUAUUUUUAAAGAAGAUACAUAGAAGCUUAGGCACUUUGCUGACUUUUCUAAACUAUCAAAACAAUAGCCAUUUGAAAAGCCUAAUAUUUAUUUGUAUGUCAAUAUUUUCAAUCAAUUCCCUAAGUAGAAUUAAUUUUAAAACUUGAAAACUUCCAGACUUAACCAACUUAUAAAUAACAUAUUCUUCAGAUAGCUUCUUAAAACACUGACCUCUAUGAGGUAUUUACUGUGCAAUAACAGAUUCAUUUUUUGAGAGCUUGAAACAACCAAUGAUUUUCCCUUCUCUGCUGUUAAUUAGUGUCACUUCCAAGAGGAAAAAUUGUUCUGUUGUAAAAAUUGCUUUUAAUUCUUAAGGAGGUUACUAAUAACAGUAGGAUAGAAUUGUAUGAGGUUACCUACAACUACUUAAUGUUCUUACACUGUUACUUUACCCAAGACAAAUGUAAUUUUAUUAUAGCUAAUACAGUAGUUUUCUUUUGGAAAUGUGGCUUAUGUUAAACACUAUGUACUUUUUGCAUUGUUCAAACAUCUCUAUAAUAAGGAGAUGUUUCUUCUGUCUUUUAGGCUAAAUAGUAGAGUGUUGCCAAAAUAAUGGAGCCUGUGACUUGAAUGGAUAGAAAUGAAUAAGCUGGUUUUGUUUUUUCAAAAAGGAAGUAAUUAGAUUUGUUUUCCUCAUAAUAAGGUGGUUUUAAUUCAGUUUUAACCAGUGAAAACUUUAUGGGGAAAAAAGAAAAAUAGUUUUCUAUUUGAUAUUGUAUGUGAUAAAUGCAGAAAGUAACAACCAAAUUUUAUUGGAAUUACUCUUUUAGCAUUAUAAAUUUAAAUUCCUAUUAUAUUUCUUUGUGUGAAAUUUUAAUCAAAGUGGUUGAAAUGAUAAUAUUCUUUGAAAGAAUAUUGAAAAGGUUUUUAAAUGUUUGAACUAUCACACAAAGACUGAUUUCUAAAAGAAAAAUUAAAAACAAUAAAGUAUUUAUUUUGCCUAA